ACCGGGAUCCAUGUGUCGGAAGUUUGCGCUCUCACAUGAAAGAAGGAGCUAGCGGAGGGGAUUAAACUGUCACGUUAAUGUUCAUAUUCUCGCACUCACCGUUCAAACGGGAUGAAGUGCAUCCAAAAUCUUCGCUGUUGUACAUGUUCCCUGACACAACGCGUACUAAAGAAGAGCGAUGUCACUGCCAGCAGCUGAAUUUCUGGGCAAAGAAUAACCUCGAGGCAGAAAUAAAGGUGUGACGACGACGGGCAUAUACGGGUUCCACUGCAGGCCAGUGUGCAUGAUCAUUCGUUUGUGCGUGUGUGUGUUUAUGGUCGUGCAUGUUUAUGAGUGAGUGGCAUAGCAGCGGGUGGUUGUAACGUGAUGCCAAGAUGUUGCUGUCCCUGGGAAUGCUGAUGCUGUCGGCCACGCAGAUUUACACCAUCUUCACCGUUCAGCUCUUUGCCUUCCUCAACCUGCUGCCCGUGGAGGCCGACAUCGCUGCUUACUCGUUUGACAACAAAACAGAGAACUUUGAUGACCUGCCUGCUCGGUUUGGCUACCGGCUACCCAGUGAGGGACUGAAGGGCUUCUUGAUUGGUGCACGACCAGAAAAUGCGUGCGAGCCCAUCGAACCCCCUCCGAGGGACAACUUGACGGGCGCCUUCAUCGUCCUCAUCAAACGCUUCGACUGCAACUUUGACGUCAAGGUCCUCAAUGCCCAGAAAGCCGGGUACAAGGCAGCCAUUGUUCACAAUGUGGACUCCGAUGACUUAAUCAGCAUGGGAUCCAAUGAUCUGGAUGUUAUGAAGCAGAUAGAUAUUCCCUCUGUGUUCGUGAGCGAGGAGACUGCAAACUCUCUGAAAGAAGAGUACACGUAUGACAAGGGGGGACACGUGGUCCUCAUGCCAGACUUCAGCCUGCCACUGGAAUACUACCUGAUCCCCUUCCUCAUCAUCGUGGGAAUCUGUCUCAUCCUCAUUGUUGUUUUCAUGAUCACCAAGUUUGUCCAGGAUCGGCACAGGGCUCGGAGGAGCCGCCUGCGCAAAGAUCAGCUCAAGAAACUUCCCAUCCACAAGUACAAAAAAGGGGACAGCUAUGAUGUAUGCGCCAUCUGCUUGGAUGAAUACGAAGAAGGCGACAAACUCAGAGUCCUGCCAUGUUCUCACGCCUACCACAGUAAGUGUGUGGACCCCUGGCUGACCAAAACCAAGAAGACGUGUCCGGUGUGCAAGCAGAAAGUGGUCCCGUCGCAAGGUGACUCCGACUCCGAUUCAGAGGAAGGGGAGAGCGGCCCUGACGAGAACGAGGAGGUGUCGGAGAGCACCCCGCUGCUGCGCUCUCUGGCCUCCACCAGCGCCCACUCCUUCGGCACCAUGUCGGGAGCGUCGCGCUCGGAGCAAGACCAGGAGUCCUCGGACUACGAGGACGACGAGCUGGAUAGCAGCGACAGCGAGGAGGAAGUCACCGUGGAGACCGUGGUGGUGCAGAUGCAGCAGCCCUGCUCUGGAGGCCACGAGCACGAUCUUCCCCGAGCUUAACUGGUGGGUGGCUGUCCCGAUCGACCAUCAAAAACCCUGGUCCUCCCCGACCUCACAGCUGUAGAGACUUUUGUUGGGGAGGGGGGUCAUGAAAUGAUUUCAUCAUCCGAAUUCUUCUCUCACUACUUACAAGACAUUGUAAUAUAUCUACCCCUAAAAAUUCAAAAAUAAAUCUUAAGUUUUAUUUUUAACAUAAUCAUGGAUAAAGUGCAGAUGUCUGAGUGUGUGACAGGAAGUCAGUGAGCAUAUCUUACUGGCCGGUGACGCUGAUGUACAGUAGGUUGUUAUACUGUACUUUCGAGUCAUCGGGAUGUGGGUGGAAACGUCUGGAUACAUAAAAGUACUGUGCAUACAAAAAGUAUAGAUCACAAUAAGUUACCUCUUUACCUUUGAUUAUCUCCUGUACCACGUUUCAGAUGACGGGGAAGUUUCUUUAUUGUACAUACAUGUUCAUGCCACACCGACACACCUUUCAACUGCUAUGCAGCAUCUUUUUUUUGUAAAAUUAUACUAACAUUCUGCAAGCGUAGAAACAUUUAAAACCGCAGCGAUCAUGGUUUUGCCAAUUUAUUUUCCAGCCUGAUGUACGAAUGAGCGGAGACGUUCCCGUCUGUGUUUUGUGCCACGGUUUAUCUGUUACAGCGAUUCACACCGAGAGAAACUGAAGACAAAAACAGUUUGAUUUGAAGCAAAACGAGAAAAAAAAAAAAGUGCUUCUCCGUGUGACAUCGCGUUACGUUGUGCGUUACGACCCUUCAGAGUGCUGCUGCCUGUGGUUAACUUCGUUUGGCUGCUCCAAACCUAUCACUCCAUUUAACACAAGCAGUUAUUUGUUGAUAGGCUUUAUAUUAUAUACGUUUAACUGACCUUCUCUCAAUUUAAUACAGUUCAUAGAAAAUAUUCUUAAGGUUGUUUUUUUUUCCAUAACACUGCUUGAGUUUUGUUCAUGAAACCUGUUGCCUUUUUCGUAUCAUAUAUUUUGUCAUGUUAGUGUUUUUUCCCUGCUCAUGUAUGUGCAUUAUCUGGAUUCACUUCAAUAAAAUGAAAAUGACACUUGA
Messenger RNA from Scatophagus argus, 2581 nucleotides. RefSeq names its product ring finger protein 13 (gene rnf13). Gene Ontology annotation, cellular component: nucleoplasm; cytoplasm. Gene Ontology annotation, molecular function: ubiquitin protein ligase activity; zinc ion binding. The record is from RefSeq and is a predicted model, not a curated record. NCBI's taxonomy places the organism in Eukaryota, Metazoa, Chordata, Actinopteri, Scatophagidae. Bases 375 to 1523 code for a protein of 382 amino acids. The transcript has 10 exons. Gene Ontology annotation, biological process: positive regulation of DNA-templated transcription; protein ubiquitination; ubiquitin-dependent protein catabolic process.